Molecule: messenger RNA, 5815 nt
Organism: Schistosoma intercalatum
Lineage: Eukaryota; Metazoa; Platyhelminthes; Trematoda; Strigeidida; Schistosomatidae
Source: the annotation of a GenBank genome assembly
ACAAUAAUCAUUGGCCGGCUACCCGGGUAUUUCGUUCCAGCUCUUGAAAGUCGUGGUUCUUUGACUAGUAGACAUUGUGAUCAUGUAGAUUUAUCACUGUUUGCAUCACUUAGCGUCCACAUGUCCAAGCGAAGACGGCGAGAUUUGGACUUGUCUAGUUCUAGUAGUAGUUCGGAUUGCAUUUAUGACAAUUUAUUGUGGAAGUUUGUUGACGAAAAUUAUGAAUUUUUGAUAAAUGACGACUUCCUGGAGCAUUGCAAGCACUCCGCUUGCGAUGAAAAGUCGACCCCACCAGCUGAUUCCUCUUUUGAAUCUUGCAUUGUUUUACUGGAAGAUUUAAGUGAGUUGCUUCGUAAUCUUCGUCAACGUAUGGAAUUUGACGGCCCUGGAAACUUCCAGAAGUACUUAGAAACGACUCUUACAAAUGAAAUUCAGCACUAUGAAAGAAGAAAACAUGCUAUCAUUAACUCAAUACUGUCCACCUUAGGUGACAAAUUCCAGAGCCCACUACCACCAUCAGAAUUACGCAACUUUUCCGUAGCUUCUGAUCUAAUCCCUAAGGAACUCGACCAGAAGUCUGAUAAUCUUUUACGUAUAUUGGGUGAAAUUCAACAGGAGUGGGAUGAAACUAUUCGUAAGAUUACACCAAUCAGUCCAUUCACUAACCAAAUCAGCUUCUUAGAAGAUAUUGAUUCAGAUCUCAGGAAAAUUGAUGCAUGGUUGAACACGUUAGCUUCUAAUUUACCAAAUACGUCAGCAUGGAUGACUUGUCUAAUGUCAUUAUCCAACGUUCAGAAAUUUUCUACAGCUAAAUAUUAUCAGGUUUGUUUAAAGCAAAUUGAACAAUAUUCAAAAACUUUAUCAACUAUUAAAGAAUUAGUUGAUCAUGUUGAACUUAGUACACUGGCUGAUAUACAAUUUCAAAAUAAUUUGCAUAAUUUAUCAAGAAAUGUUUGUGAAUUAGAAGCGAAAUUUCAUACUCUAUGGUUACGUUUAUUAGAAUUAUCAAUUUAUAUUGAUCAAAAUAUUAAAACUAAUGUGAAUAAACGUGUAACUACUGAGUUGUGUCAUGAUACAUGCUCAAAUAAUACUCGACAUGAUGUAUUACAUCAGAACUAUGAAAAUAAUUACUUAUCAGAAUUCAAUACUAAACAGAUUGGGGUUCAUCAUGCCGCACAUCGAAAUGGACACGAAAGUGGUUUUGAAUCGGAACAAAGUCCUCCGAUGAAAUCGUAUUAUAGUUAUUCAUGCAGCAACACCAUUACUGGUUCAGAUAUUUUCGUGCUUAACGAUAAACAGGGACUUAGAAAAGAUAACAGUUGUUCACUUCCGGAUGAUUUUAAUCAGAUUAUCGGAGAGUUGGAUAAUGUCUUAUUAAAUGAUGAAUUAAUAAAAUAUCCUGAAGUGAUAAAAAUUGAUGAAACUGUUAAAUGUUUGUCAUCUCAAAGUGAUCUAUUUUUUAAAAAUGAAGAUAAAUGUAAGAUCAACAGAUAUGGAAAGAAUUUAUUCUCUCUAUCGGACCAACAGGAUUCUAAACGGAAUUCCAGACUGGAAAUGAUUCAAGAUGAAAAUAUCUUAUUGAACAACACAGGAAAUGGUUUUAUUGAUGUGAAGAUACCGGAUAAUGGAAGUCAAUCAUCAAAUUCAAAAAAUUCUUCUGGUCCAUUUUUUUGUCAUGAAGAUGUAGGUGUAUGGAAAAUGAAAUUUUCUACUGAAUUCAGGAAUUUAGAUAAAGUCGAAAAUAAUGAGACAAUACACAAAUGUUGGUCGUUACCUAUUGUGAAAUCAUCCGUAACAGGAAUAAAUAAAUCGGAAAGUAUAGAUUUGCCAUUUAUCUCGAAUCGUCGUCAAGUAAAUGAUAGAUCAUGCAAUGCACAUGUAUACACUGUGAAUAAUAAUAAUCUCAGAAAAAUUACCCGUGGACGAAAAUCUGUGAUUACUAAAUACAACAAUUUACAUAAUUUUUAUCAUUUAAAACGAAUUGGUAACACCCAAAUAAUGAGGCAUUUACUUGAAUUCAAGAUGAAACAUACAAAUACUAAAUCAAGAAAUAAGAAAUUUUUCAAAAGUCAUCUUAAAAAAACAUCAAAAACUAGAAAUUGUAUGAGUUCAGUUUCUUUAAAUCUGUACAAUCAAAUUUCUAAUGAAACGUUCAAUCACACUAAAUCAGUUGUUUCACAAUAUAGUUCUGUUGACACGCAAAUGUUCCAUAUUGAUUCAAGAUCAAACUCAGAUUGUGAAGUAACUAGUAACCACAGUUAUUACUGUAAAUCGAUACCUGAUAAUGCAAGUGAAUUGGAACAACGUCAAUGGCGAAUGCAAGUUAGAACAUAUUUAAAUGCAGCUGAGAAGGCAGAAGAAUUAAUUCGUAAUCGAUAUUCACCAACUCGGUUUGAAUCCUGGUUAGCUGGUUUAGAGGCUUCGAAUCUCAAACUUGGUAAAAAUAAUAAUAAAAAUGAUAAUCUGGUUGAUUCGACAAACAAACAAUUGUUAGAGAAGAAGAAUCAAAAUAAUAAUGCUUAUAAUUUAUGUCCUUUAUUCAUGAAUGAUUUGGAUGGAAAAGAUGAAAAGAGAACUUGUCAAGAUGAUAAUGAUGAUGAUAAUGAUAUAUCGGCAUUGGAGGAUUCACAUGAACCUUUAUUAAAUUUUUGGGAUGAUUAUCAGGCAUCACUCUACUCUAAUUCCAGUGAUACUCAAGCUUAUGAACCACCAAGUAUGUACGCUGAAGAAUUUCCGUGGGAUGAUGUCGGAAGUUCAUUUUUUAAUGAUAUUGAACGAGAACUGAACUCACCAUCUUUACACAGUCAUACAGAACCAAAGAAGUUUAUAAAAUCGAAUUCUAGUAGUAUUAUAGAGGAAAAUGACUGUUCCAGAAAUCAAGGACAAGAUACGAAUGAUAUUCUUUCUACAUCUACAACAAACUUAUUCAAUCGAAAAAGUAGUUUAGAUGCAAGUUUUGAAGUUUGCAAUAACACGUCAAUAAGUAAUACUCAUGGAGCAGAAAGUUGGUCUGCUGAGCAUACAGAUAAUUUACUCAGUCCGGAAUCAUCUGUUCGUGGGCUGCGUACAUGUCCCGAUGGCGGUUCACAGCAUUUACCAAGUAUAGAUACAAUGGAUGUCAUAUCAAACCAUGAAAUUCAGGACAUCAAAAAUUGUUUAUAUCCUAUGAGUAGUUUCAGUGAACAUUUUAAUUCUUCUAACUGUACAUAUUACACUAGGUAUCAUAACAAAAGACAUAGUAAAUUGUAUGAAAGAAAAUAUCAAACAAUUCCGCGUAUUAUCAAUCGUAAACGAAAAGCUCAGAUCAAUUUAUUUCAGUCAGAAAAACAAUUGAACAAACGUGAAUUUUUAUCACUUGAUGCUCGUCUUAAUCGUUUGGAUGAUCGAUAUUUCAGUGAUAUUCAUAAAGGAAUUCUGGAACAUUCUAGAACAAGACUUUUGCACGCGAAAACUUAUUUACAAGAAUUAAUAAAUUCAAUCAAGAGAAAUAGUAGUGUACAACGAAGAAAUCUUUCGAAGCAGAUAAACUCAAGCAAUUGGCGUCAUCGUACUGACCUCCUGUUGCAAACUACUGAAGCUCAUGUGAAAUUGCUUUCUAAUUUACUUGAUGAUCUGAAGUCUUAUUGCUCUUCAAAUGUCUCUGAAUUGUCAGAUGACAGAUUAUCGGCUUCAUUUAUACAAGAUUUAACAUCCUGUAAAGAUGAUAAUAUUUAUGUUAAAACUGAUAAUGCUGAUGAUAGCCAUGAUUAUUCACCAUAUCGUUUAAUCAUUUUGAAUGCUUUAAAAUUAAAAUCACAAUGGAUUAAUUUCUCAUCUACUUUACGUCACAUUUAUCACCAAUCGAAUCAGUAUGAAGCGUGGAAGAAACAGUUAUAUAUUCUUCAAUUACGUAUGCAUGAUUUAAGUAGACUUACACGUCAAAUUGGUCUGUCAAUGUAUACAAAUAAAGAGGUGAAUAGUGCGAAUCCCAAUAACGUCAAUACUCGUCAUAUUUGUGAUUCGAUAAUAUAUGAUGAAAAUCAGUCAGAUAAAAUUGCCAAUGGCUUUAAAAGGUGCUUUCUAGAAGUGGAUAGCUUGAAUUUUGCUCUGGAGGAAAUGCAGAAUGAGUUGAAUAAAGAAAAUUGUCAGAUGUCAGUAAACAAUAACAAUACUUCAGCUACAAUCUGUAAUACGAUUAGCUUGGAUGAGGAACUACUUUAUGAGAUUGAUCGUCUUUCAAGUCAGCUGGCUAUUAAUCGAUCCAUCCUUCAAAGACUGAUUCGAUUGUUUGAAUCAAAUCAUUCAAAUAAUCCUCCUACUCAUCAUCAAUUAGAUAAUGAAUAUUUAGUGGAUAGCACAGAAAAUCAAUUAGAAACUUCUUUUAUUAAUAUUGAUAAAAGUACAUCGGAACAACAAGUCAAUGAAGUCUAUACAAAUGAACAUUUAUUUGAACGUAAAUCAGUUGAAAAUCAUAAUCAUCAACAACAUCCUGUUAGUGUUUCAAUUUCUACAACUGAAAAAACCCCAUCAAUUUAUUCAUCCAUUUGUAAUUGGUUACUUCGAAUAAUCCCAUCCACUAAUAGUCAGAAUUAUUUUAUUCUUCUAAUUAGUGGUUUCAUAUUCUUAGCUUAUUUAUCUUAUUAUAUUUUAGGUAGAUUAGUUGCAUGUAACAACUAUUCUCGUCGUCCACCUUCUACUACUGUUUCUUCAUUACGAUGUUUUUCUAAUUUAAUCAAUAAUAGUGAUGAUAAUAAUAAUGAUAAUGUUCAAGGUGCUACUGCAUUCGGUAGAUGUCCAUUAGAAAGAGACAGAUUAUCAAAUAUCAUUGAUUAUAUUAAUGGGGCACAACCUUAUUAAAUCUAUAAAGUCAAUUAUCAGUUAGUGCUCUUUUUUAUAAUCUGCGCCAAAUAGGUUUCCAUUUCUAGAUUUAUAAAUAUUAAAUGAGAAAUGUAUCAACUAACUUGAUUACUGUACAAGAACUUAAUGAAUGUUUUAAAGAAGUUUAUCUUCAACAAACAAACUUAAAAUAAACAUUUCAAUAAUGUCACUUUAUCAUUUUGUGUACGUUGUCUAUGCAUGUGUGUGUAUAAUAGCUUUCAUGGAUGGAUGUGGCCUUAAACACUGAUCAAUGUUCCCUUUUUUAUUGAUCAAACUAGAAUUAAACCAUGGAUGAUCACCAACAGUUAGGCAAAACAUUUUCACUUCUUUUCUAGCCUUUUUUCUUAAAAGAAAAACGAUUUUUUCGUUCUUCCUCCAAUCUUUUUUGUAUUUCCAGUGCUAUGAUGCUAUAAAACACUAAUCUUAGGAUACUUUGUUUGUAGAAAUUUCGCUAUUUAUUAAAAGUUUUGGAUAAUUUUGUACCUAAUUGUAAAUAUUAAAAAAUAAUGGUGGUAUUAGUAAUAACUGCUAGAACUACUAUUACUACGAAUCCCCUCCUUAAAAUUGUUAUUACUGCCAUUAUAUAAUUAAAACUGCAUAUAUAAACCUGUAGUACCGUUGUCCAAAUUUAUAUUCACAACAACUAUCAGUUGUAAGUAACUUUGUGUCCAGUCUUUAUUCUUUUUAUUUUCGAUUUGGCAUUUGAAUUGUGCAAUGACAAGUUAUAUCUCUAUUAUUUAUAAUAUUUCUAUAAUAGAUAAUAUAAUGCAUACAUAUGAUUAUUUGAGGCAUGGAUAUAACUUUUCUUUCCUCAGUUUUGAUAUUGAUUUUUCUCUUUUUUUGUUUUUCUAUUAACAUGAUUAUUCAUUUAUUUAAUCAUAUAUGUGCAUGUGUAUACCUUAACUUUUCUCAUCAUUUGAAACAAAAAUUAUCAAAAAUUCUAUUGUACUUUUAAACU